This is a messenger RNA of Bicyclus anynana (squinting bush brown), 4778 nucleotides long. It is a transcript of the gene Zw, whose product is annotated as glucose-6-phosphate 1-dehydrogenase. Gene Ontology annotation, cellular component: cytosol. Gene Ontology annotation, molecular function: glucose-6-phosphate dehydrogenase activity; NADP binding. The transcript has a single exon. The coding region runs from base 246 to 1730 and encodes 494 amino acids. NCBI's taxonomy places the organism in Eukaryota, Metazoa, Arthropoda, Insecta, Lepidoptera, Nymphalidae. Gene Ontology annotation, biological process: glucose metabolic process; pentose-phosphate shunt, oxidative branch. The record is from RefSeq and is a predicted model, not a curated record.
UAAAGUUUUGACAUUGAUUGAGUUUGAGCUAACUUUAUUUUAUUUUUUAUUUUAUUGCGGUGCGCGGUGUAAAGUUGAAUACCUCGAUAACGCUAAGAAAGAUAAUUAUUGUAUUUAAUCGUAUUUAUUUACAAGUGCACUUUGUUAAACUGUGAAACAUUUGUUUUGUAAUACUUUUUUAUCGAAUAUUUUAAUUUUAAGUGUUCGUCGUCUUAGUCUAUUCCGAAUAUUUUACAUUUACAAAAAUGGAGAAUAAAGCCGAUUUCCAGUACCCACAUACCUUUGUGCUUCUCGGAGCUUCGGGAGAUCUCGCGAAGAAAAAGAUUUAUCCUACAAUAUGGUAUUUGUAUCGGGAUAACGUUCUACCGCAGAAUACAAAAUUUAUUGGAUAUGCUAGAACCAAGCAAACUUUGGAGGAAGUUAAAGAAAAGUCGAAAAAGUAUAUGAAAGUUCGACCGGGUGAAGAAAGUAAAUUUGAUCAAUUUUGGGAGGCAAACGAUUAUCUUGCUGGUUCUUAUGACCGAAGAAUCGACUAUGAAUUGUUAAACCAACAUAUCAGUAAGUACGAGAAAGGGCCUCGCGCAAACAGAAUCUUUUAUUUGGCUGUACCUCCUACAGUAUUUGAAGAUGUCACUGUGAAUAUUAAAAAUGCAUGUAUAGCUAUUAAAGGAUAUACGCGCGUUAUUAUCGAAAAGCCAUUUGGUAGAGACGAUGUAACUUCUGAAAAGUUGAGUAACCAUUUGGCUAGUUUAUUUAAAGAAGAACAGAUAUAUAGAAUUGACCAUUACCUGGGUAAAGAAAUGGUACAAAAUCUUCUAACAAUACGGUUUGCAAAUCAAAUCUUCAGUCCAUCCUGGAAUAGAGAAAAUAUUGCGUCCAUUUUAAUAUCUUUCAAAGAGCCAUUUGGUACAGAAGGCAGAGGUGGGUACUUUGAUAGUUUUGGAAUAAUACGUGAUGUGAUGCAAAAUCACCUCUUACAAAUUCUUUCUCUUGUGGCAAUGGAAAAACCAGUAACUCUGAAUCCAGAUGAUAUUAGAGAUGAAAAGGUCAAAGUGCUCCGGCACAUCAAACCUAUUGAGCUCAAGGAUUUAUUAGUGGGGCAGUAUGUCGGCAAUCCAAAUGGACAAGGAGAAGAAAAAUUAGGUUACCUGGAUGACCCAACAGUGCCCAAAGGCUCUGUGACUCCCACAUAUGCUGUUGCUGGUAUUUACAUCAAUAACUCAAGAUGGCAAGGAGUUCCGUUCAUAUUACGUUGUGGAAAAGCUCUGAAUGAAAGAAAGGCUGAAGUGAGGGUUCAGUAUAAAGAUGUGCCCGGUGAUAUUUUUGAGGGUCACCCUAAAAGAAAUGAAUUGGUUAUACGUGUUCAACCUGGGGAAGCAUUGUAUUUGAAAAUGAUGAGCAAAUCGCCGGGUAUGAAAUUUGACUUGAUGGAAACUGAGCUGGAUCUCACUUACAGCAUGAGGUAUAGAGAAGCUGAUGUGCCAGAUGCAUACGAGAGAUUAAUUCUCGAUGUAUUUACAGGAACACAGAUGCACUUUGUGAGAAAUGAUGAGUUGAAGGAAGCCUGGCGCAUAUUUACACCAGUCCUACAACAGUUGGAGGAGCAGCACAUCCAACCUGUUCCGUACACAUAUGGGUCCCGAGGCCCUCCUGAAGCUGACCAAAAAUUGGCUGAAUAUAACUUCAAGUAUUCAGGUUCCUACAAAUGGCAAAAACCUACAUUACAUUAAACAAUUCAUGACAAUUUUUUUGGUGAAGGUAUUUUUAGCUCAAUUUCUAUAAUUGCUUUAUAUUAAAUUUAAAGAUAUUGCCAUUGCAUAAUAUUAAUGCAAAAUAUAAGUUAGACAUUAUGUUGCCUUACAAGAGAGUACAGUAAUACAGUCUUAUCUUGAGGUCAUUUUGAGGUCACCUUAAACAAUGUUCAUAAGCCUUAUUAAAAGCAAUAAUCCGAGUCUUACUUUUAAUAAGACUAAAUUUUAUUGUCAGUGUUAAUAUUUUAGUACAAAAUUACAUGUAAUACAAAAAAUUAUAGUUGUAUUUAAAUAAUGUUACAUAGUCAUCACAACACUAUUAUUGUAGGAGUUUGUUCUUGUUGUCAUGUUACAGUGAUUAUGCAGAGGUCAAAGAUAUCACCUUGAAAUGCAGAUUUACUGAUUAUAACGCAAACUGCAUUUGUAUUUAUUUUAUUCAGCUAUACAUUAAAUGAAACAAAGGGAAUAUUAAAUUAUAAUAUUGCAUUUAUAAUUUAAAAGAAAGAGGUUUUAUCUAUUACCAUUGUGCAGUUAUAUGAAUGGUUAUUGAAUAUUUGAAUAUCAUAUAUGGCUGUAUGGGCUAACAAUCAAAUAAUCAAAUAGUGCUUAGUAAAGUAAUGUGACAUUUGUAGGUGGUCCAUAAUCUCUGUUUAAAAUCUUUAUUUUCAAUGCUCAUGUUUGAUAUUAAUUAAUCACAAUUCACAGAAAUGAAUUUUUUACCAAGCAUAUUUAGAAAAAUUGUGUGACAAAAAAUUUCCACUAUAAAAAUUAAAUAAAACUAUGUCAGUAGGUUGAAAUCGGAAAUUUUCAACUAAAAAAAUUCAUGUCAUGAUUAUACAAUAAUUUCUAUUGACAACUGCAAUAUUUUGUUUUCCAUUUAGUGGUAUUGUUGACUUUGAUUACUAAACAAAUAAUUUAAUUAGAUAAAUAGAUUAGGUCUGUUAUUGUUUCAAGUGGAUUGGAUGAUAAAUUGACUGUGAUAAAUUGAAUGCAUUUGAAAUGCUUGAAAGAUAAGUUUUAUCGCUCAUAGGUACCUAUUUAUUAUGUGUGACCAUCAGGAAUGAAAGAAAAAUCAUAAAUUUAAACGAAUAUGCUAUUUUGAAAAGGGCACAUGUCUGAAAAAAUAAAAACUAAUUAUUUUCCAAACCAGUGUAUAAUUUCUAAAAGUAACUAUUGUGUUGCAUUUUGGUGUUAACUAGCCUUCAUAAAUUACAAAAAAUAUAUUUUUUUAAUGAAUCUAAAUAAUUAUGUUAUUAGAUAUUUUAUAUUUGUGAGGUGUAUGUAUAGAAUAUCCGACUUAUGCCCUAUUUGAAAUUGCAUAUUCAAUAAUAUAUUGUGAAGUUCUGUUACUUUGCCUACCUCUCAAGUAUUUUAUUUACUGUCCAUCAUUACUUGCAUUUUUUUUUUUACAAAAGAAUAGGUACUUUUAAGAAAUGCCCACUUGUAAAUGAGCCAGUCACACGGUUAUAAAAUGAUUAUGCUCUUAUUUAUCUUAGAAGUAGAUAUUCAGUAGUCUCGUAAGAUAAACAAGUUGUUAAGGAAUUGAGUGUGGAAAAGUUAAUUGGACAAAUUAACAUAAAGUUCGAUAACUUGUAAACUUGUUAAUUAAACAAAAAAAAGCAAACAAUUUGAAUUUAAUUAUUGUAUAUCACUAGCCGACGCCGGUGACUUCAUCUGCCUAUAGUCUGAGCACUCCCAUUGUAAAUAGGCGUAUGGCUGGUUUUUACCUAUUUAUUAAUCAAUAUUUCGUUUUGGUGUUAUUUUAAAACUGAUAUCUUCUAAGAUAUUCAUUGAACCAAAUGAUGUCAAGGGCAAUUUCAUUAAAAAUUAAGUACAUUUUAUAAUAAAACCUUCAUAUUGCCUUCUUCAAUGAAUGGAUUAUUAAAUACAAAAUGAAUUUUUCAAUUUGAACCAGUAGUUUCUCAGAUAAACAAGUUCACUUCAGCACUUCAGCUUUAUAAUAUAUUGCAGAUGUUCCUGUUCCUGCAGGAAUACAGGGAUUAAAUAUUGCCUGUAGUACUCAGGUAUAGUGUAGCUUCCCAACAAUUAAUGAAUAUUUCAAAUCGGUUUAGUAGUUUCAGAGCUUAUUCAAUGCAAAUAAACGAGCAAAUCUUUCGUCUUUAUAAUAUUAGUAUAGAUUUUCAUACUUUUGAAUAGUCAGUUGGUCGCAGAGUUAUGAAAUUAUCAUGAAGUUAUUACUAAUUGUAUCUUGAUAAGCUAAUGCUUAUAUGUGUGUUGUCAUACCUAAUUAAGGAUAAAUAUUUUAUUUUAAAAAUAUGGGCAAUGUAGCAGGACUUCAAGCUUUAAUUGAAAUAUUAAGUGUUACUCUGAAGGGGGAAAUGAAUUUGUUAUUUGUAAACAAUAUUGUUAUUAUUAUAAGUACACAACACUUUGUAGGUAUAUACUAAGUGCUUGAGUACUUUAUUGUGGUCACAUACAUAUUUGCUCGUUAUCAAUCAUUUGCUACCUAUUUAUAAACAUUAAAAAUGUAUAAGUUUACUAGUUUUAUAUGGGAACAUAAUAAGUGUUUACACAAAUACUAUAUAUUUUUACUUGUUUUUAUAUAAAUAAUAUUUAGACUUCAUAGGUAUAUAAUUAAAUAAUAAUUUAUAUUAAAAUUUAAAUUGAUUUAUAUUUUAGAAUAUUUUGUUUUUGACAAUAUUUAUUCCAGACUCAAAUAUAAAAUUGAUCAAUUUUGUAAAAAAACGAAUACUUUAGAAUUUCGUUUUUAUUAUUCUUAUUUAAUUUGUAACUAUUUAUAAAACUUCAUGAUUUGAAAGACUUCUAUGUAUAUUAGUACUAUACCAACAAUAUGGGAUAACUCCUUUACACGGAUGGCCUCUAAAUAUAUUUUUAUUUAUUUUCUGAAUUGCUGGCUUCGUAGGUAUGUGUUUGUGUACUCAGAAAUCUCUUUUUGUAAUUUUAAUUUUAAAAAUUUUAAAUGGACCAAUAUAAGAUAUUAUUUUUGAUAACUUUACCCAGUUAGUAUAAUUAAGAGGUGUAUGAUAUUAUAUUUUUUUUCAUAAA